AUGGCAGAGAACUAUCUUGACGGCUUACCCUCAAGCAACAAGAAGGAGCCUAACCGAAAUGAUUACAACAGCAUCCGAAACGAGCUUGUUUAUCCCAUGAAAAAGCUUUCUGUCGAGCCACAAAACCAAGAGAUUGACCAGGAGGCGUAUGGCUCUAUACAAGAUAGAAUGAAACGUUUACGCAAUGCAACGGGUACAGUGAUGAAUGCAACUCAAACAGUUACACCUGCGUUUCCAGAAACGCCUAAGCCAGCUGCGAUACCUUCUACAAAGCCUGCGUUCAACACGAAAGCCCGACCUGAUGCCUUUGAAGCAUCUCUCACACCGAGAUCUUAUUCUUCUUCGUACAAACCUCCAGUCAAGCCCAAACCAAAAUCAUCGUCUUCGCCUCCUUUGCCUCCACCCUUACGUAAUUCAGCGGGCGCUACUACACCUCCACCUGCCGUGCCCAGCAGCCCACGACCACCCAAGCCCUCUUCACAACAAGACCGAGUCAGUACAUUGAAUCCUAUCUAUGCAGGUCUGGAUUGUCCAAAGUGUCAUCAACCUAUUGAAGGCUCAGUAGUAUCUGCUUUGAAUCAAGUAUGGCAUGCCCACUGCUUUAUUUGUUCAACUUGUCGAAUGCCUUUGGAGAAUCAGCAGUUUUUUGAAAAGAAUGGACAGCCCUAUUGCAAGAAGGAUUAUCAAGAUUUGUUUAGUUUGCAUUGCGAUUUUUGUCAUGAACCCAUAGAACAGGAUUGCAAGAAACCAUUUACUGGAGGAUCCUUUUUGGUUCGUGACAACAUGCCUUUUUGCGAACAGCAUUAUCAUCACCCUACUAGCAGCAUAACUACACCUCAAAGACAACAACAACAACAACAACAACAACAACAACAACAACACCAGUCAGCCGAAAGCCAGAAAAAACCACCUCCACUCAAGCCCAAGCCAUCCAUUGGCAAGAAGCCCGGUCUUCCAUCUCCUUCGUCAUCGGUUAGUAGGCUAGAGGAACCUUAUAAAAGACCUGACGUGUCCAACCGCUCUUCUUUAUCGAGUACAAUCAUCAAGCCGAGUACCGAAUCAAGACUAUCAGCCAAAGUGUGUCAUCAAUGCAACCAGGCCAUUGACGGUCCUUCAGCAAAUGCGCUUGGCCAUGAUUACCAUAUCCAUCACUUUCAGUGCUUUGAUUGUGGUCGAGCAUUAUCUUCUCGUGUACCUGGUAUGUGGCAAGGGGAUGAGCAUGGCGAAUUAGUGUGUAAAAUGUGCGCUUUUAAAAGAACACAGCAGUAG
Messenger RNA from Mucor velutinosus, 1269 nucleotides. RefSeq lists its product as uncharacterized. The record is from RefSeq and is a predicted model, not a curated record. NCBI's taxonomy places the organism in Eukaryota, Fungi, Mucoromycota, Mucoromycetes, Mucorales, Mucoraceae. The coding region runs from base 1 to 1269 and encodes 422 amino acids. Gene Ontology annotation, molecular function: transcription coregulator activity. The transcript is spliced from 3 exons. Gene Ontology annotation, cellular component: nucleus; Z disc.